UUUAUUUGUGUGUGUGUGCGCGGGUGUGUGCGGGUGUGUUUGUUUCUGCAUGAAAAGAAGGGGAUCGGAAGAGGAGUCCUGCGCGGAAACUCUGCGGCGGCGGCGGCGGCGGGCGGCGAGGCGGCGGCAGCAUGCCGCGGAGAAAGCAGCAGGCUCCCCGGCGCUCCGCAGCAUAUGUUCCUGAGGAGGAAUUGAAAGCAGCAGAAAUAGAUGAAGACAGCGUGGAAGAUGAUGGGCUGUCUCUGGACAUCCAGGAGAAUGAGUAUUUGUGCAAUGAAGAAGCAGAGAUCAAAGAGGCUCAAAGCUACCAGAACUCCCCAGUCAGCACUGCAACUAAUCAGGAUGCAGGCUAUGGUUCACCGUUUAGUGAAAACAGUGAUCAGCUGGCCCAAUUCAAAAGCACUUCCUCUAAAGAAGAGAAGGAGGAUCCUCAGUGCACAGACAAUGUUUCCUAUCCACAGGACAGCUUGGCACAAAUAAAAGCUGUGUAUGCAAAUUUGCUUUCAGAGACUUGCUGGUCCAGUUUAGCUUUGGACUUAAAGAAAUCCAAUCCAACCACCAGCAACAAUGGAAUCAGCCAGAACGAAAACACCACCAGUACUGACACCAACGCCAAUUCCCAGAGCACUACUACUACCAGUACCAACACUAGCACCAGUACGACUACCAGUAGUACUAGUACCAGUAACAGCAGCAGUGGCGGCUCUGGUUAUGACUGGCACCAAGCUGCAUUAGCUAAAACUUUGCAGCAGACCUCAUCCUACGGACUUCUGCCAGAGCCCAGCCUUUUCAGCACAGUACAGCUUUACCGGCAAAACAACAAACUCUAUGGGUCCGUGUUCACCGGUGCUAGCAAGUUCCGAUGCAAAGACUGCAGUGCAGCCUAUGACACACUGGUGGAGCUAACGGUGCACAUGAAUGAAACUGGACAUUACCGUGAUGACAACAGAGAUAAAGAAGCCGAUAAGACCAAACGGUGGUCGAAGCCUAGGAAACGAUCGCUGAUGGAAAUGGAAGGCAAAGAGGAUGCCCAGAAAGUGCUGAAGUGCAUGUACUGUGGGCAUUCGUUUGAGUCUUUGCAAGACCUCAGCGUCCAUAUGAUAAAAACAAAGCAUUACCAGAAAGUGCCUCUGAAGGAGCCAGUACCAGCCAUCACUAAAUUGGUCCCUUCUACCAAAAAGCGAGCACUUCAGGACUUAGCUUCACCUUGUUCACCUGAGCCAACGGGGAUCACUGCAGAAGCUUCGCUGGGUGAGUCUGCAAAGGAUCAGAAAACUGCCAACCCCUACGUGACUCCAAAUAACCGUUAUGGCUAUCAAAAUGGUGCUAGCUACACUUGGCAGUUUGAGGCACGCAAAGCCCAAAUUCUGAAAUGCAUGGAAUGUGGCAGUUCCCAUGAUACUUUGCAGCAGCUCACUGCUCACAUGAUGGUCACUGGCCAUUUCUUGAAGGUGACCAAUUCUGCUUCCAAAAAAGGCAAACAGCUAGUAUUGGACCCAGUGGUGGAGGAGAAGAUACAGUCCAUACCUCUUCCACCCACCACCCACACAAGGCUACCAGCCUCCAACAUUAAAAAACAGCCUGACUCCCCAGCGGGCUCCACAAACUCAGAGGAAAAGAAAGACCUAGAGAAGGAAAAGGUGGUGGCCAGUGAAACAGAGAAAAAGAUUAAAGAAGAGAACGAGGACUCUACAGAGAAAUUUGAGCCAACAACUUUGUAUCAGUACCUCAGAGAGGAGGAUUUAGAUGAUAGUCCUAAAGGUGGAAUAGACAUAUUGAAAUCCCUGGAGAACACCGUGACGACAGCUAUCAGCAAAGCUCAGAAUGGAGCGCCUUCCUGGGGAGGAUAUCCCAGUAUUCACGCCGCUUACCAGCUCCCAGGAACAGUCAAACCCCUUCAGCCUGCAGUGCAGAGCAUUCAAAUGCAGCCAUCAUACGCGAGCAGCGUAAAAUCACUGUCAUCAGAACACAACACGCUCAUCCACUCUCCAGGCAGUCUCACACCCCCACCUCACAAAAGCAAUGUGUCUGCUAUGGAAGAACUAGUGGAGAAAGUUACAGGUAAAAUAAACAUUAAAAAGGAAGAAAAGCCUUUGGAGAAAGAGAAGAGUUCUCCAGUCAAGCCCAUGUCACCUGCUGCUAAAGAAAACAAGGACUUCCCAAAAGCAGAAGAAAUAAAUAACAAACAGCAGCAGAAGAAGAGCUCAGAGACAGAAGUUCAGAAGGUCAAAAAGGAUAGUCCAGCAGAAGCACAUACGCCAAAUGGUACAGAGCCACUUAAAACAAAAGUUGCAAAUGGCUGUAACAAUUUAGGAAUCAUCACAGAUCAUUCACCUGAGCCAUCCUUCAUUAAUCCACUGAGUGCUUUACAGUCCAUUAUGAAUACCCACUUAGGCAAAAUUUCUAAGCCAGUAAGCCCCUCUCUGGACCCUUUGGCCAUGCUGUACAAAAUUAGCAACAGCAUGUUGGACAAACCUAUUUACCCAACCACUCCUGUCAAGCAGGCUGAUGCUAUUGACCGGUAUUACUAUGAGAACAGUGAUCAGCCUAUUGAUUUAACCAAGUCCAAAAACAAACCUCUUGUUUCCAGCAUGGCUGACUCUGCCUCAUCCCCGCUAAGAGAGAGUGCCCUGUUGGAUAUUUCCGAUAUGGUGAAGAACCUCACAGGCCGUUUGACACCCAAGUCUUCAACGCCGUCUACCGUGUCAGAGAAGUCUGAUGCUGACGGGAGCAGUUUUGAGGAAGCUCUGGACGAACUCUCACCAGUACACAAGAGGAAGGGCAGACAGUCCAACUGGAACCCUCAACAUCUUCUGAUCCUUCAAGCCCAGUUUGCUUCCAGCUUGAGGGAGACCCCAGAAGGCAAAUACAUUAUGUCGGACCUAGGUCCACAAGAGCGGGUACACAUCUCUAAGUUUACUGGUCUUUCCAUGACCACAAUUAGCCACUGGCUGGCCAAUGUGAAGUAUCAGUUAAGGAGGACAGGUGGAACUAAAUUUUUAAAGAACUUAGACACAGGACAUCCUGUUUUCUUUUGCAAUGAUUGUGCCUCUCAGUUCAGGACUGCUUCUACAUACAUAAGUCACUUAGAGACACACCUAGGGUUUAGUUUGAAGGAUCUGUCAAAGUUGCCACUUAAUCAGAUUCAAGAACAGCAGAAUGUUUCAAAAGUCCUUGCAAACAAGACUUUGGGCUCGCUUGGAAUUGCCGAGGAGGACUUGGGCUCCACAUUCCAGUGCAAGCUCUGUAACCGAACUUUUGCAAGCAAGCAUGCAGUCAAACUGCACCUUAGUAAAACACAUGGCAAGUCCCCAGAGGACCAUCUGAUCUAUGUAACUGAGUUAGAAAAACAAUAGCGUCCAGGUAAGCAGCCAGGUAUGCAAGUGACCACAGGAACAUUGCACUAAACUUCUUCAUAGUACUGCACUAGGCCUGACCUGAGCCUCUGAAAUCAGUCUUACUUUUGUUGCUGAACUGCCUAUCUGGACCUUGGUUUUUCUUACACUUAUUUUGUAGUUAUAUUUAUAUGCUCUUUGUCUGAUCUGUGCAUGGUUAUUUUUUUUUGUUUGUUUGUUUCUGUUUUUAUUUUUUUGUGAGUCAAAGUCUGACCUUUAUUUUCAACAUCUGUCCUUGAUGUUACGCUAUCUUUUGUAGAAUAUAGUGGGAGACACUAUUGAGAGACAUUAAUUUAGCCGUAAAGAAAGACACAAAGAACAAUGAUAAAGAGACAUCCUAAAAUUACAAAGUUGCCAUGACAAUAAAGGUCACAGAACCUGGUAGUGUCAAGUUUUAACCCUCUGAGAACUGUAAUAGCAUUUCUGUGCCUUUCCCAAUGACUAAAGAAGUAAAUAAGGAAACAAAACAAAACCAAACAGAGGACUUAAAGGCAUUUCAUUCAAAUAAAGCUGUGUCAGAAGCAGAACUUAGUUUUUUUUUUAAAUGAAUGAGCUUCUUUUUAUUUUUUAUUUUUUUUAAUGCAGAACUGGUUUGUGAAGAAAUUGUGCAUGCAGUCCUUGGAAGAAAGAGAGCUGUGUAGUACUCAAGGGGUUAGGAAGCCACAACUGUAUAAGUUUAAUAAUAAUUAAAAAAUAAAUAAAUAUAUAUAUAUAAAAAAAAAACAAAACUAAAAAGAAGCAAACUGAGUUGCCACUAUGCCCAAACCCUCUGGAUGCUGAGAAUUGCCAUGUUUUGGCAAAAAAAAAAAAAAAAAAGAAAAAAAAAAGGAAGAAAAGAAAAAGAAAACAAACAAAAACUUAAAAAAAAAAAGUAUGCAAGCUGUUAUUUAAAACAAAUGUAAAAAUUUCUAUUUCUUUCUUCUUCUUUCCCCUCUGCCCCCGACCCCUUUUUUUUUCCCCCCUGUAAAAUACCGCAGUUUAUAGUUAUUUACAAAUGUUAAGCUUUGGUACAAGCUGACCUUUCUAUAGUGUGCUGCAUUGGUAAAUGAAAACAACAGCAACAAAAAAGGGGCAAAUGUUGGAUUCUGUUCCUGUAAAUUGCCAGCAUCAGCUUAAAAAAAAAAAAGAAAAAGAAAAAUACAUGUUACAUAUCAUACCAUUUUAAACUGUUCAACUUUCUUUGUACCUUCUGGCUGUAUGCUUUCUCUUUUAACUUUUUAUAUUGUCAUUUUAUAUUCGAUUUCUGUGUAUAUAAUGUAAAACCACACUUUUGGAAUAAAAUUUAGUUCCUGCAGCUUGAUAUAAAUAGAGGAAUUUUACUGGCACCUGCAUCUUUCCAGAUGCAUGUACUUAGAGGAACUAUCUGACAAAAAAAAGAAAAAAAAAAUUUAAAAACAUUUAAAAAAAUAAAAAUAAAGCAAGCAAUGCACUAUGAAUUAUACAUUUUGAUGUUUUAUCAUUAAUAUUGUACAGUACAUUUUGGUUCACACAAUUAAAUCCACUGUUUUCUCAAGUGUAAAAUAAACCCACAUGCAGUUCUUGAUUUA
This is a messenger RNA of Pogoniulus pusillus (Red-fronted tinkerbird), 4942 nucleotides long. RefSeq names its product teashirt zinc finger homeobox 1 (gene TSHZ1). NCBI's taxonomy places the organism in Eukaryota, Metazoa, Chordata, Aves, Piciformes, Lybiidae. Gene Ontology annotation, cellular component: nucleus. Bases 132 to 3356 code for a protein of 1074 amino acids. The transcript has 2 exons. The record is from RefSeq and is a predicted model, not a curated record. Gene Ontology annotation, biological process: regulation of transcription by RNA polymerase II. Gene Ontology annotation, molecular function: DNA-binding transcription factor activity, RNA polymerase II-specific; DNA binding.